Molecule: messenger RNA, 789 nt
Organism: Durusdinium trenchii
Lineage: Eukaryota; Dinophyceae; Suessiales; Symbiodiniaceae
Source: the annotation of a GenBank genome assembly
AUGGCCGUUUGUUGCCGUCGAAACAGUGCCCAACAAGGUCCUUCGCGACUGCGAGCCUUUGCUGAAUCAAGGCAUCGAAAUUUGCAAUCUGCUUUGCAGGAUGAGGCGCGAAGCCUCUUUCAGGCAGCACAGCCGGGCCAAGCCGCUGCCAGCGCCUCCGCCGUGGACCCGCAAUGUCUCAAGGACUUCAACCGUUGUACCUUCCAGAUUGGUGCGGACAUCUACGGCCCGGGUGAGGCACGCGACGACCUCGAGCAGGCUCGGGAGCGCUUUGCAGAGCGACUUUGUGAAGAAUGCUCUCCUUGCUCUGCUGCUGCACUUCGAGUCAUUUCUGCCUUAUGCUCGCAGCUCUCAAUGGCACACUUGUCAGCAGUUAGCUUCUCUGGUCCACAUUCGUAUGCUCUUCCAGGAGGUUGUACCAAAGCACGCAUCCAUGUGGAGAGAAAGCAGAAGGACGUAGUGCUGAGAAUCGAGCGCUCUGCCUCUGGAUUUGAAUCUUUCUCUCUACCAGAAGAUGGGGAGGUGCGCCCUUGCCACAAAAGCUCCUUCAUCCACGAGUCGGCUGAAAUUAGGCUGCUAUGCGUGGAAGAAGGUGUUAAUGUCCACCUACUCGACGUCCGAGAGGCCAUGACUCUGUGCUUUCCGGAUACCAGAGUGGUGGUUCAUGACGGAUUGCCACUGAACUUCUCCUCUCCACCUGCUGGUUUGAAACUUUCGGCCGGCGACCUUUGGAGCGGUUUCUUGCGGCGGCUUCUGUCCAUCUCACAAAUGAAGUCCAAGAGCGCUUGA